Messenger RNA from Helianthus annuus (common sunflower), 2515 nucleotides. Its product is annotated as auxin response factor 16. Gene Ontology annotation, molecular function: DNA binding; protein binding. Lineage: Eukaryota; Viridiplantae; Streptophyta; Magnoliopsida; Asterales; Asteraceae. The transcript has 4 exons. The record is from RefSeq and is a predicted model, not a curated record. Gene Ontology annotation, cellular component: nucleus. Gene Ontology annotation, biological process: response to hormone; regulation of DNA-templated transcription. The coding region runs from base 412 to 2304 and encodes 630 amino acids.
GAAAUACUUGGGGCUCUGGUAAUUUGGUGGAAUCUAUAACAAACACCCCCACUCACCCACCCAAUCUCUCUCUCUACAAUUCACAUUUGUCUGUUAUAUGCCACCGUCUGGUCGGCAACAAGCCCUUCUCGUCAGUCACUAUUUCUGUCUCUCUUCCUCUGUGUUGUCACACACUGUUUUCUGCUUAAAUUCUUCUGUGCUCAUUGUGAAGAAGAAAAGUCCACCCCUUUCUGUCUAAUCUGAUUCAACCAAUUCAAUUCUGUUUUUAUUGAUCUGGGUUCUUGUUUCUGGAGAGAGAAACAUAUUUCUUCUUGCUUUAAUGGACCUUCAGUUUUAAUUGCUCUGUUCCUUUCUUUGUCUGUCUUUCUGCAACACUUCAGAAACUACCGGUGAUCUUUCUUCGAUUUCAAGAUGAUUAAUGUGAUGGAUCAUGUGAACAAACCCAUGAACGAAGUGGACAAAAGCUUAGAUGCACAGUUAUGGCAUGCCUGUGCCGGUGGUAUGGUGCAAAUGCCGGAAAUAAACUCCAAAAUUUACUAUUUUCCACAAGGUCACGUGGAACAUGCGGUCACCGGCAAUGCCGGUUUCCGGGAUCUCCCAAAAAUGUCUCCGUUCGUUCUGUGUAGAGUAUCCACCGUAAAGUUUAUGGCGGAUGCCGACACAGAUGAAGUUUACGCAAGAAUUGGUCUUGUUCCGUUGAGAAAUAAUAACGAUGUUGAUCUUAAUGAUGAUGGGUUGUUAGGGUUUGAUCAUAACAAGAAUGAAAAUCUUGACAAACCGGCGUCGUUUGCGAAGACAUUGACUCAAUCCGAUGCGAAUAACGGAGGUGGGUUCUCGGUUCCGAGAUACUGUGCGGAGACAAUAUUUCCGAGGUUGGAUUACACGGCGGAGCCGCCGGUUCAGAACAUAGUGGCUAAGGAUGUUCACGGGAAGUUGUGGAAGUUCCGGCAUAUUUACCGGGGUACGCCUCGCCGGCAUCUUUUGACGACCGGUUGGAGUAAUUUUGUCAACCAGAAGAAGCUGGUGGCGGGUGAUUCGAUCGUGUUUUUGAGGGCUGAUAAUGGCGAUCUUUGUGUCGGGAUAAGGAGGGCGAAGAGGGGGUUCGGAAGGGGGUUUGUUGAGUCGAAUUGUUCCGGGUGGAAUGCUGCGGUUGGCGGGUUUGGGAAUUCCGGAAAGGUGAGUAUGGAGUCGGUGGUUGAGGCUGCGAAUCUUGCGGCGGCUGGUCGGCAGUUUGAGGUGGUGUACUACCCUCGCGCGAGCACGCCUGAGUUUUGUGUGAAAGCGUCGACGGUAAAGGCAGCAAUGCGGAUUCAGUGGUGUCCGGAAAUGAGGUUCAAGAUGGCGUUUGAGACGGAGGAUUCGUCGCGGAUUAGCUGGUUCAUGGGCACAAUUUCUUCGGUUGAUGUCGAAGAUCAGUUUCAUUGGCCGAAUUCGCCUUGGAGGCUUCUCCAGGUAGCGUGGGAUGAACCCGAUUUGCUACAAAACGUGAAACGGGUCAGCCCGUGGUUAGUUGAAUUGGUGUCGAAUGUGCCAUCGAUUCAUUUAUCGCCAUUUUCGCCUCCAAGAAAGAAGCUACGGAUCCAACCACCGGAUUUCCCCCUCCUUUCGAUGCCACCGAUGAUCACAAACCACAUUCCCGCAAGCAUUCAGGGAGCCAGGCAGUUUGGAUUUGAUCAUCAUCUUCAUCAGCAACAAUACUUAAACAAGAUCCAAUCUUUUCCAUUCGGGUUACCAAGAUUUCCUCCAAGAUCCAUGGGAAUAUCCCAAGAAGCCCAAGCAAACAAAUUCGAAAACGAAAACGCUUCCUGUUUGCUAACAAUCGGAAACGUUAGUAACUCGAAAGCCAGCUUGAAAAGUGAGAAAAAACCGACCUUUUUGUUGUUUGGUCAGCCGAUAUUCACCGAACAACAGCUUUCCGAUAGCAGUUCUGGUGACACAGUGGCCAACCAGUCUGAUGGUUCGGUGGUGGUUCAAAAUGGUCCAGUGGAGAGCUCGUCCGAUGAAGCUGGUCCAUGGUUCAAGGACCUAAGUUCCGAAUUCGGACAUGAGACCGGGCAUUGCAAGGUUUUCAUGGAGUCCGAAGACGUGGGGCGGACUCUUGAUCUCGCUGCUUUUCAUUCAUAUGAAGAGUUGCACCGAAAGCUAGCUGAUAUGUUCUGUGUCGAGAAAUCGGUAAUGCUCAACAACUUAAUUUACCGCACCACAUCCGGUUCGGUAAAACACACCGGUGACGAACCUUUCAGUGAGUUCUCAAAGACAGCUCAAAGGCUAACAAUUGUGAUGGAUUCUGGCAGUGAAGUGUAAGAGUUAGUUUUAGUGACAGAUUAACAAGUUCUUGUAGCGUGUACAGUUGUCGCUAAUUCGGAUUCUUACGAAAUCUUGUUUUAGUUUCUGGUUGUUGUGGUAAAGUCCAUAUCAACCGAUUCUUAGACGGUUUUAGUUUAUGUUUUCUGUAGUAAUCUCUGUUUUUUCAAACAUUGUAUUUGGAUUCAUUCUAGUGAUGUUUUUUCUUCAA